GAAUGCUCAAAGCCUCGCAAAAUUGUAAAACCUUAAACCUCCCUAACAGAGCUCUCUAUCUGUCUGUAUAUCCUCCGAAUCAAUUAUUAGCUCGAAUUUCUCCUUCAACUGGAAGAAGAAUUCUGUAUAAGGUAGAAUAUGAAACGAAAGAGAGGGAACAAGAAAGGCAAGCAAAAGGGCCCUCCUGUGCCUGCCACAACUGAGGCAGUUGUAAAUUUAGUUAGUUUGGAUGGGGAAGAUAAUUCUGCUGCAGAUGAGGACGAUGAUAAUAAUAACAAUGUUGACAGUCAUAAUAAUGAAGAAUAUGAAUCUGGAAUGGAGAUUGAUACACCUUCUUCCACUGGUACAGACCAGCCACUGAAUCUUGCUAGUAUCAACCCUGAUGGUUCAAUUGACAAGACUGCAGGAAAGUCAGUUGGGCGUGUUAAGGUUAAGCUCAAGACUUCAAAGGUGUUAGAAUCACCGAGCGAUACUGAUAAGAGUAGCCCCCAACUGGGUUUGGAGAAACAAGGUGUGGUUGGUGAUAAAAUGGAAGAUACUGGCAACUCCCUGUCCGAAAUUAAAACUGGUGUUCCUGGACAUGUGUCAAAGAAACCUGGCAGUAUCAAGAUUAAGCCGUCAAAAGUGCUGGGCGGAUUGAAUGUCGAGAAGAGUAGCACUGGAAUGGCACAGGAUGAGAGUUUACAACAAAAGGAACCAAAGACACCUCAUCAAGAAUAUCAAUAUAGCAAACAAGAGUUAGAUUCUGCCUUGUUGGUGAUUAAGAAGGUAAUGAAAAUGGAUGCAGCUGAACCCUUCAAUGUUCCUGUCAAUCCUGAAGCUUUAGGAAUACCUGAUUAUUUUGACAUCAUUGAUACACCAAUGGACUUUGGAACAAUAUGCAGAAAUCUUGAAAAAGGUGAUAAAUAUAUGAACUCAGAGGAUGUCUAUAAAGAUGUUCAAUACAUUUGGGACAAUUGUUACAAGUAUAACAAUAAGGGUGACUAUAUAUUGGACCUCAUGAGAAGGGUGAAAAAGAAUUUUAUGAAGUAUUGGACUGCAGCUGGUUUAUUCACUGAACAAUCAAGAGGUUCCAGUGGUGCUGAAGGUCCUCAAGGGGAGGACAUUGGAGCAUCAAGUCAGGGACAUGGUAAAAGUGGUCAGUCUAAACAGAAGACGAAAAAGCGUCAUGGAAGGCGCCAUAAACUUGAUUGCCUAUGCGCCAUUUGUGUUUUAAAGCGUCGGAGACGAGAGCGUGAGGAGAAUGCUCGACUUGCUAAAGGUCAGACUGGAGGUGCUGAUAACAAACUUGCUCAGGAGUUAAAGCAAGAGGAAUCUUCACUUGUAGAAAGCCCUGGAGGUGAAGAUUCAUCUUCAAAUAUGGAUGAAUCAUUAGAUCCAGAUGCAGAUGCUGAGGUGGAAGGAAAGGGACAGGGAGUGAAAAUUGAGGAUACUGAGCAGCAGAACAGUUCUAUCAAGGAGAAGCAUGAGGAGGCAGAGGAAGACGACGACGACGAUGAGGAAGAGGAGGACGAAGAGGUAGAGAAUGAGAUAGAAAUUAAAAAGACUGGGAAGGUUGAGACACCAGAGUUUGCUGAUAGAUCAGGAGAGGAGCCUAAUCAACAGCCUGGAUUAGCAGGGAAUGCCGGUGCAGAGGGCCAAAAGCAUAAUGUGAAGGGACAUGCAAUGGGGCAGCAUGAGGAAGAAACUCCAAAAGUUCAGCAUAAUAAGGAUAUGGAAUCACAAGAAAGACGGAAGAAAGCUAUAAUGUUUGAGAAGUUCCAUUCUGAAAAUCCCUUGCUUCUCAGUCUUUGCAGAAGUCUCUUCCCUGACAACCAUAAGUCUGUCUGGAGUGGGCCUCACUCACUGGUUCAGCGUGAAGGUUCUGCUCGUAGAAGUUCUAUUCAUGCUGCCGUUGAAACUUUGAUGAAGUAGGUACUUUUUGAUAACUUCACAUUGGCCCUGUUCUGUAAUAUUAGCUAUUUUAGUAGUUGUUAGCCGUAUUAGUAGCAGGUAAUUAUUCUAGCAGUGGUUAGGUAAAAGUUAAAAGAUACUAGGUCAAAACACUGAGUAUUACCUUACCGAACAGGGCCAAUGUCACUACAAAGGAUCUUGAUGCAUUGUGGGUAUUAAAGUGAAGUUUUGUUUAUAUCAAUAUUAAUGGUAAAGUAGAAUUGUUGUGUGUGCA
Messenger RNA from Manihot esculenta (cassava), 2167 nucleotides. Its product is annotated as bromodomain-containing protein 2. The coding region runs from base 139 to 1914 and encodes 591 amino acids. The record is from RefSeq and is a predicted model, not a curated record. The transcript has 8 exons. Gene Ontology annotation, molecular function: protein binding. Lineage: Eukaryota; Viridiplantae; Streptophyta; Magnoliopsida; Malpighiales; Euphorbiaceae.